Messenger RNA from Oldenlandia corymbosa var. corymbosa, 1071 nucleotides. The record is from the annotation of a GenBank genome assembly. NCBI's taxonomy places the organism in Eukaryota, Viridiplantae, Streptophyta, Magnoliopsida, Gentianales, Rubiaceae.
AUGGCAGCUUCUGGGAUGGGGAAUUACUCGUCGCUGUUCUUUCCGGGUCGACUAAGUAAUUCCGAUUUCCGACGACGGUUCUUUCUCCUCGGCUCUACUUCUCGCUUCAUCCCACAGUCCGUCAAAGGCGUUUUCGCGGCAAGAGUUAACGCGGCUACUUCAACGGCUCUUGUCGAAACCAAACCUGAUCCAAUCAUGGACGAGUUCAAGUUGGAAAGUUGUAAGGAUAUCUUAGCUUGUCCUAUAUGCCACAGCCCUCUAAUCUCUGAUGUCGAUUCUGGUUCAUCACUGGAUUCUCCAGCAGGAACCAAAUUUCAGUGUAGAACUUGUCGAAAGGCUUACUUUGAGAAGGACACUCAUAUUGAUUUGACCAUUACUGGUGGUAGUCAGGGAUAUGGUGAAACCAGACCUGCUUCUACCGAGCUUUUCAGACUUCCUCUGGUCUCAUUUCUGUAUGAGAGAGGUUGGAGACAGAGCUUCAAUAUAUGGGGUGGUUUCCCGGGUGCUCAGAAAGAGUUUGAACUGAUGAAGGAUUACCUGAACCCAGUCUCUGGAGGAAAAAUUGUUGAUGCGAGUUGUGGCAGUGGGUUGUUCUCCCGGCUUUUUGCCAAGAGUGGACUGUUUUCUCUUGUUGUUGCCUUGGACUUUUCAGAGGCUAUGUUGCGGCAGUGUUCUGAGUUCAUAAAGCAGGACGAAGACCUUCCUAAAGAGAAUAUAAUCUUGGUCAGAGCAGAUAUCUCCAGGCUUCCAUUUGCAUCAGGUAGUGUGGAUGCUGUUCAUGCUGGUGCCGCUUUGCACUGUUGGCCUUCACCAUCAGCAGCUGUUGCUGAAAUAAGUCGUGUUCUACGACCAGGAGGAGUAUUUGUUGCUACCACAUACAUAUUAGAUGGUCCAUUUUCCUAUUUCCCUUUGCUAGGGCCUGCACGGGAGGCCAUUGCUCAGUUCUCUGGAAGUCAUAUUUUCCUCUCCAAUAAGGAACUCGAAGAUCUUUGCACAACGUGCGGCCUUGUGGAUUUCAAAGUUACUAGGAACAGAAUGUUUGUAAUGAUCUCUACGGUAAAACCUCAAUAG